AUUUACAGCUGGUUGUACACAGGGAAGGAGUAUUCUAGUGUUUCUUGAAUCGCAGGCAAUUUUAGCAUUGAAUAUUUCUUCUGUUGUGCUAUCGGCAAUGUCUAGGAGCAAUGUGGAGAACUUGUCACCGCAGAUUAUGCGUCAUGUCACUAAAGAGCUGAUGACACUCCAGUCUGACCCACCUGAGGGUAUUAAGAUUAUCCCCAAUGAAGAGGACAUCACAGACAUACAAGCAGCAAUAGAAGGUCCAGCUGGCACGCCAUAUGCUGGUGGUAUGUUCAGGGUAAAGUUGGUGCUCAGCAAAGGUUUUCCAAGUGAGCCUCCGAAAGGUUUCUUCCUCACCAAAAUUUUCCAUCCCAAUGUUGCCAAAAAUGGUGAAAUCUGUGUAAAUACAUUAAAAAGAGACUGGAAGACAGAAUAUGGAAUAAAACACAUUUUAUUGACAAUAAAGUGCCUGUUGAUUGUCCCAAAUCCUGAGUCUGCAUUAAACGAAGAGGCAGGAAAACUUUUGUUGGAGCAAUAUGAUGAUUAUUCUCAGAGAGCUAGAUUGUACACUGAUAUUCAUGCAAAACCUCCAAGAUCUUCUUGUGAAGAAGAGUGCUUGGACAAAAAUUCAGAUGGUCCAUCUGCUAAAAAGCAUGCAGGAGACAAAAAGCUUGCAGAAAAGAGGAAAAAAGAGAAAAAGAAAACUCUGAAGCGAUUAUGAUGGACAUUCUAAACUGUUGUCAUAGUCUGACUUGGAUGUCAGUUGGGACUUGUGAUUUUUGCAAGCAGCUGAGACAUUUAAAUGAAAAUUCAUUCAAAUCAAUGACGUUUGUUUGUUAUCAUACAAGUGCAUCAUCAGUGGCUGAAUAAGUGGAUUGCAGCAAUUUUUUAUACAACUAUAUCAUGUCAUUAAACAGUUUGUUUUAAAUGCCCAGCACAAACAUCAUUAUGUGGGGCUUUGAAACUGUUUCAAGCAGCAGCCUGUCUCUUUUUUUUUUCUUUUAUUGAUGAGGUAAUUUAUUUCUUUUAAAUGUAUUGUUUAGUGCUUGAAUAGCCCCAGAGAGAUUCCAAAUUUCAAAGUGAUUGGCUGUAGAAGAAAUGGUUUCAAGGCUCCGUGUACAACAAAUGGCCCGUUUCUAUCCAUUUUUAUAUACCCCUUCCUCACAUGGUGUCAUAUAAAAAUAUACAUAUUAAUAAAUUAUUUCUGUAAGAAA
This is a messenger RNA of Lingula anatina, 1199 nucleotides long. RefSeq names its product ubiquitin-conjugating enzyme E2 S-like. Lineage: Eukaryota; Metazoa; Brachiopoda; Lingulata; Lingulida; Lingulidae. The record is from RefSeq and is a predicted model, not a curated record.